AUGCUUCAUUCCUUCAAACAUACCGCUCCGGCGCGUGUGCGAAGACCGAGUCAAGACGGCUAUCGACCACGCAACUCGGAGACACGGGCGUCAGAAGAGUUUAGACGUGCGGCGUAUCAAAGACAAAGCCUCGAUGUUCGACGACCUAGUCGGCAUUCAUCCUCUGACCUCUACCCGCCACGCCAAAGACGAGCAAGCGAGCCUGGACGCCACGCACCAAGUAGCCCCGUUCGGUUGACGACUUCGGUUGGACAAAUUAACGCACCUCUCGAAUCUCCCAAAGAAGAACGUACCACCGACACAAAUGAGGCGCCCCUCUAUACUCUCUCGCCAAGUACGAGUCCGACAGCGAUCGAGACUACACAGGGUUUGGAUGGAUCGGACUCACCUACUAUCCAGGCGUCCAUUGACAAGCGCGAAAUCAAUGAGCGCCCACCGCCAUUGCCAUAUUGCCUUUGGCAUCACAAACUCGCCAUUUGUAUCUUCUGGUUUCUGAUCAUAGCCGAGUCCUUUUUUGUGCCCAUUGCCCUCUACUACGGUUUGAUCUAUGGCACAAAUUUGCGCGAAGGAGCUCUCUUCGCAAUCAUAACCUCUGUCUUCGGCUUCAUAACCGGCUACGAAUACGCCUGCCGCGGCUACUUGUUGCUCAAAAAAUCCGACAAGUAUCGGCCCCUCAAUCUCUCUCCGCGCUUCUGGGGCUUCGACAGCCUCCACUGGCUCCUCUCAGGCCCCUACGCAGUCAUGACGGGCAUCCUCAUCGGUGGCUCAAUUCCGCAUCCACCACUGCAAAGAAUCCUUGCCACCCCGCUCCCAUUAGCUUUCAUUAUUGUUGGUAUCAUCUUCAUUAUCAACGGUGUAGCAGUUCAGCGGGGGUGGAGACUAAGGUAUUUCCGCAUGUCGUCGUAUCCCAAGGGCUCUGUGACACCACCGAUUACGUAUUCGAUCAUCGAGGAUGUUGUGGCGGUGGAUGGAGGAGGCGGGAAGAAAUAUAGAGCUGCGUUUCUGAUGAGGUACAACGCCUCUCCCAAAUUCAGGGCGCUGUUGAGGCAGAUGACCUGGUUUUGGGGUGUGCCGAGUCUGGCUGUUGGCGUAGCGUUGAUGGCGUUAGUGUUCACGGUACCGAGGGCGGUUGCCUAUGGGUUGGGCUGGAGUGUCCCUGCAAUUUGGGCCGGGGUGUGGACGGUCAUUACGAUAUUUUGGGUUAAGAGGGUGUUGAGGGAGGAGGAGAGAGAAUGGAAGGGCCCUGUUUGGGCAGAAAAUAUGAUUGAGGCAGGAGCAGGAGCAGGAGCAGGAGCAGGAGCAGGAGCAGGAGCAGGAGAAGGAGAAGGAGAAGGCUGUGCUGCAGAGGUAGAGAUGAGACAGGAAAACGGCGAGCCCGCCCCCACGACCGCCACUGUAUAA
Messenger RNA from Endocarpon pusillum Z07020, 1401 nucleotides. RefSeq lists its product as uncharacterized. The transcript is spliced from 2 exons. NCBI's taxonomy places the organism in Eukaryota, Fungi, Ascomycota, Eurotiomycetes, Verrucariales, Verrucariaceae. The coding region runs from base 1 to 1401 and encodes 466 amino acids. The record is from RefSeq and is a predicted model, not a curated record.